This is a messenger RNA of Nicotiana attenuata, 846 nucleotides long. RefSeq lists its product as uncharacterized. The transcript is spliced from 3 exons. NCBI's taxonomy places the organism in Eukaryota, Viridiplantae, Streptophyta, Magnoliopsida, Solanales, Solanaceae. The record is from RefSeq and is a predicted model, not a curated record. The coding region runs from base 1 to 846 and encodes 281 amino acids.
AUGGCAGUGUAUAAAGAUACAAAGCAAGAAAAGAAAAAAUGGCAAAUCUCACAACUAGGUGUAAAUAAUGCAUUUCUUCAUGGAGAUUUGCAUAAGGAGGUGUAUAUGCAGGCUCCUCCGGGCCUUGAAGUGCACUCUCCGGGGUUAGUGUGCAAGCUGUCCCUUUAUGGACUGAAAUUGGCAAUGUAUGUAGACGAUGUGUUGCUCACAGGGACUGACUCUGAAGAAAUUAACCAGCUUAAGGCCUUCCUACAUGACAAGUUCAAAAUCAAAGAUUUAGGGCAAUUACAUUACAUCCUAGGACUAGAAAUCCUUUACAAGCUAGAUGGCAUUAUCAUUUCACAAAGAAAGUUUGUUUUGGACUUGUUGAAGGAAUAUGAGUGUCUUCACUCUCCAGCUUUGACUUCUCCCCUUGAAUCUACAGUAAUAUUAAAAGCAAAAAAGGGAACCUCAUUAUCUGAUCCUACUUACAGCAAACUGAUUGGAAAAUUAAAAUUUCUAACUAACACUAGAUUAGGCAUAGAAAAUGGAGUUCAACAUCUCAGCCAGUUUAUGCAAGAUCUUAGGGAUGCCCACUUACCGGCAGCCUAUCACAUGCUAAGGUACUUGAAAAAGGAUCCCACUCUGGGCCUAUAUUUCAGUAAUGAGGAUGAUCUUUCACUAGUUGCCUAUUGUGACUCUGAUUGGGCAGCCUACCUUGAUUCUAAAAGAUCAGUGUCUGGUUAUAUUGUGUUCCUAGGGGGAAGCCCCAUCAGUUGGAAAUCCAAGAAGCAAGAAACCAUAUCCCCUUCCUCAGCAGAGGCAGAAUACAGAGCUCUUAGAAAAGUUGUUGGUGAAAUUGUUUAG